Molecule: messenger RNA, 3177 nt
Organism: Acanthopagrus latus (yellowfin seabream)
Lineage: Eukaryota; Metazoa; Chordata; Actinopteri; Spariformes; Sparidae
Gene: tmem67
Product: transmembrane protein 67
Exons: 28
Coding region: 35-2986 (983 amino acids)
Biological process (GO): cilium assembly
Cellular component (GO): MKS complex; ciliary transition zone
Source: RefSeq, a predicted model, not a curated record
AAAAAAAAAAAAGGAAAAACGACCGUUGUUUACCAUGGCGACGGGGACGCUACCGCUUGUCGUUAGCAGAUACAAAGUGCCUCUAACGUUGGUUAUCUUAAUAUAUACAGAUCUACUUCACUGUCAGCAGUUUAUCAUCCCCUUUAAGGCUCCUUCAAACUGUAGUGCGGAAGAAUUCUUCGAUAUCUCGAGUCUCUCUUGUGUGAGCUGCGGUCCAAACCAGCGACGGAGCACAACAGGACUGAGCUGCGUCUGCAAAAUCGGGUACCAAACUCUCAUCACUGAUAAGGCAUCCAUUAUCUGUCAACAAUGUCCCACUGACAAGCCUGCAGUAACUAAAGGUGGGUUUGGUUGUAUUCGCUGUCCAGGCAGUCUCAGUGAUGGUGGGGAGUGCAAGUGCCCACAAGGCAAUAUCCUGGUGGAGAGAGAUGUCAACGGAAACCUUUUGAAUGAGGCCAGGUGUGAAACGUGUAAUGGAAAUGCCCCGGCUUUGUCUGUGCCAAACAGCAGUGGAGACAGGUGUGAGAGAUGUCAGGCCACAUUCAUGAACAACUCCUGUGUGUGUGACCCUCCUAAUGUGCUUGCAGGAGGAUUAUGUCUUCCUCCAGGCAGCCUCUCCACCAAUGUGAAUCCAAGUGUCAACUACGCCCAGUUAAAGCUCAGCCUCCAGUCCGCCUGGUUCGUCAAAAACCUGUACUCCUCGUCAGCAGCCUGCCUUGUCUUCUCCAAUCUGACAGCUUGUCAGGCUCUCGGGAACAUGUGCGUGAUGAACAUGCAUUCCUUUAGUGGCGUAUCCACCGAUGCCUGUGGUCUCUUUAACACCAUAUUUAGAUCUAAAGCUGCUUUGAGCUCAACUCAAGACAUUUCCUACUGGAGAGGUAAUCUGCCUUGGCUUUACUAUGGAGACGAACCAGGACUGGCUAGUCGAGUACUUCAGACCGAUCCUGUUCCCAUCGGAUUCAGUUUCAGAGGAAGAAACAAGAACACUGACAUUAAGCUGCUUGCUGCUGUCUAUAAUGUCAAAGGAGAGUUCCUCAAAUGGGAAUCUGUAGGAGGAGGAAAUCUUCAGCUUUGUCCAGAAACAACCACCAAACUUGCAGCGGCCUUCAGCUUUGGAACGGCUUACAAACAAAGUUGUGAUCACUCAUUAGAAGAUCUGUUGCGUACCCAUCCUGAGCCGUUGUUCUAUGAUGUGUUUAUGGACCUUGGUGGAGGAGAGAACAGAAAACUUCUCCCCCUGCCUACGCUAGUCUAUAACCAGCAAUACAACGGACGUUUCAUCAACCAAGAGAGCAUGAAGAACUGGUACCUGUCUCGACGUAUGUUUCUUGUCGACACACUGAGUGGUAGAGAGAAGAGCACUUCCCGCCCUAAAGUCAUCCGUGUUGCCAGCAGUGUCAAGAUAAGGUUUCAACUAGUUCCACGCACCCAGGAAGGAAAAGUGUUUCCCCCUCUAUUGAUGGUGACCUACAGAGACAUUCCCAUCUCAGAUAGCAAUUCAGAAAUUGUGUCUACAACGUUUGCUGUGGAGUAUGAGAUGGAUCAGAAUGAGGCUCGCAUGAAAACGGAUACUGCUCUUGGUGUGAUGGGUGGAGUUGCCGUGCUCUACUCUCUGCUAAAGACAGUCAGCUGGAAGAGGAGGAUCGCCUCUCCGCUCAUUGAUGCUGAGACAAUGCUGAAGUUCAUGUUGUUUUAUGCCGGCGAUCUCGCCAAUGUCUUCUUCGCUGUCACCGUGGGAACUGGACUUUAUUGGCUCAUCUUUUACAAGGCCCAACAGUUUGUGUCAGUGCUGUUACCUCUACCUGCUCAGGAGGAGCAGUUUGUGACGUACAUCGGUUGUGCCUUCGCCCUUAAGGCUGUCCAGUUUCUCCACAAGCUGAUCCUUCAGGUGUCAGUCGACAUAUUCUUUAUUGACUGGGAGAGGCCACGUAGCAAAACAAGCAGGACCGUUCAAGCUACUGGUGAGUCAAAACGCGAGCCCUCUCCAGUCAGCAUCUGGAGGACCUAUUUUGUGGCCAACGAAUGGAAUGAGAUCCAGACCAUCCGCAAGAUCAGCCCAACUUUUCAGAUCAUGGCUGUGCUAUUCUUUCUUGAAGUGCUGGGUUUCUCUAAUCUGGCCUUGAGGGACCCAUGGCCAACUUUAGAGCGUUCCUCGCAGGCAUACACCCCUUCACACAGCCUGAUCCUGCGCUACGGUGUGGCAGCCGCACUGUGGCUCUGCAUCGGACUACUCCAGAUGAUUUACUUCACUGUGUUUCACGAGCACUUUGUGGAGGACAAGAUUCGUCAGUUUGUGGAUCUCUGCUCCAUUAGUAAUAUUUCUAUGCUGCUGUUAUCUCACCGUUGUUUUGGCUACUACAUCCAUGGCCGUUCAGUUCAUGGACAUGCAGAUACAAACAUGGAGGAAAUGAACAACAACAUGAAGAGAGAAAGUGAGUCCCUGUGUGGUCAGAGAGGUCUGCUUCCCAACACAGAUACCCAAACAUUCCAGGUCUCUCUUACCAACCGUUUGCGGUUGCAGUAUGACAGGAUACGCGAGCCGAUCAGCAGGAGGAGCGGGCCAUCGAGGCUGAUGGAUGCAGGCUCGGCUAACCAGUUUGAGCAGAACGCCAGAGGCUACCACACCAUGAACCACUUCCUGGGAUCCAUUAUUGACCAUGCUCACCCUGACAUGGACUAUAUAGUGAAGGACAAGCUGAUGUUUGAGAGGGUCAUAGGGAUGGAGUUCCUUGAACCCAGUGAAAAAAGCAUCUUUUACAACGAUGAGGCCCACUCCUUCAGUGAUGUGCUGUUUUAUGGAAAUGAGGCCACACUGCUGAUCUUUGACACUUUGUUCUUCUGUGUCGUCGACCUUGGAUCUCAGAGUUUUGUGCUUGCAGCAGUGCUUACAUACGUACAGCAAAUGAUAUUCCGCUUGAUCCGCAACACUUUUGGAAGGAAGAAUCUUGUCAACAAGACUCUGGUGGAUGAAAGAUUUCUGAUAUGAAAUUCCCUGCUAAGUAGCUGGUAGUGUCAGUGUUGUUUCGUGACAAAAUGUUUACUGUUUCACAGCCUUUGCAGAUCUUUUUUAUACUUUUCCAUUUCCACUUUUCACUGCUGUUUCAUGAUGUAAAUAUAAUAUUUUUUGUAAAGAUGUUGAUGUUUUUAUUGAUUAAAAUAUUUUGAUAUGUGUUUUUA